This is a messenger RNA of Branchiostoma belcheri (Belcher's lancelet), 1847 nucleotides long. RefSeq lists its product as uncharacterized. NCBI's taxonomy places the organism in Eukaryota, Metazoa, Chordata, Leptocardii, Amphioxiformes, Branchiostomatidae. The record is from RefSeq and is a predicted model, not a curated record. The coding region runs from base 17 to 1225 and encodes 402 amino acids. The transcript has a single exon.
GAAAACGUAAGUCACGAUGGCCGGCGGACUGUUGGCCGUCCUGGUGAUAGUUGGAGUUCUGGGUCCGAGGUGCACCUGUGUGGACGGGGCGCCCCAACCAGCUAAAGUGGAUCCCAUUGUACUCCUACAAGACAGCGUUGGCGCACUUUCCAAGCGGCUUGCAGUACAAGAAUCUUACUCCAAGACCGUGAAUGGUCAACUGAACCUGAUUCAGACUGACCUGAAGGAUAUAAGGCGAUACGUAAGUCAGAUACAACAUGUCCAACCGUCCACUCAGAACCAGGGGUCAGCCCAGACCACCCCCGUCGUGGCACACGCCAGCAUUUUGUCUGCCUGCAUCGACGACAAGGUGUACCGUAAAGGUAAAGCUGAGGUGUACAUCAACGAUAUCGUAUACACCUCAGCAUCAGAUAACGUGAACAUUGUCACCUUUAACCAGACCACCGGGCAAGUGGCGGCACACGUGGGGUUCGACACGGCGCGGGGAGAAGGCGGAGAGAUGCGGAUGUACCUGGACAAGAUCCCGGCUCACAGCGUGGUGCUCAUCGCUAUCCGGGACGUCGCGGUCAGUCGCCUGCCCAUGUCUACUGACCACAGGCUGAUCGAGGACCUCAGUCUACGGCUGACAAACUCUACCAAGGCGGCAGAGGAAGAUUGGAUCGAAAAGGACACAUCGUGGGCCAUCGAGUCGACUGGACACCCACAUGUGACUGCAAGAAUGACGUACGACGCCGGUAAAGUGCUGGAUGGGAGGGUGAACACCCUGUGGAAUCCUGGUGGAAUGAGCCGAUAUCACAACAACUGGUACAUCAUAUUCGAUUUCAAACAGUUUUACCAGAUUUCGACGGUGAGAAUCCGAAAUUAUGGCGACUGGACCCACGACGUGACCAGGUUCGUUUUCCAAGCGUCCUACAAAACAGAUCCGUCGUACGACUGGAUGGACGUCGUGCGCGGCGAACUCGAGGACACACGUAACAACCUCCAGCAGGAGUUCGGCGGCUUCUCGGCCACUGCGCGGUUCUGGCGUCUCCUCAUCAAGGAAACUGGGAACGGCUACCAACCCUGGCUCUGCGAGGUGGACUUCUUCGGGUUCCAGUCACCGAUGAUGGCCUCCUUUGCAGCGAUCGUCAAGAAGGGCUCCAAGACAUCCUGGGCUGUUGUCGACUCCAACAUGAUCGUGGCUGGAGCUACCAUCAUCGAGACUGCCAUUCCUUUACAUGGCUAAUGAUUGGAAGAAUAUAACACUAUAUUACAGUGUUUCAUAUCCCCCGCGGGGGUCAAUGCGAUGCAGGGAGCUUUUCUUUUUGUUAUGUCUUACAGAUUUGUAGGUAAUAAUUUUGCUCACUUCAGCCAAGUGUUUGCCGUGAUGAUUGUUGCUUUUGAGUGUUCGAUAUAACAGUUGGUGAUCUUGGUGAGUUACUUAUUACAUUAGAAUACGCACACUCCAUGGACAAACUGUAGUGACAACCUGGGUGUGCAAGUGCGCGACCGUAGCCGGGAUAAGAGGUAUCGUAAAUUUAUGUUUGUACAUAACACUAUUGUUCACUGGUCGCCACGCACGUGUUAGGAAUAAUUUGACAAAAAUUCACGGUUUUAUGAAAUUAUGUUUGCUCUCACCAAUAUUUUAACCGCAAAAGGGCUAGUGAUAUUUAAUCAUGACAUGCGCAAGUAUUUUCACAAUCCGUAUACAAUCGAUAGGUUUUCCUCAUGCUAAAGUUUCAAUACCAACUAAAACAGGAAGAUCUUCUGAUGAUCAUUUCUCUCCUGUUUCUCCGUUCAAGGGGAAACUUUUAAAGUGGCAUUACGUUGUCCAAUUCAGGUAUUUUUAAAGUUUGGAAUGGUCUUUU